This is a messenger RNA of Daphnia magna, 2185 nucleotides long. Its product is annotated as transmembrane channel-like protein 7. The record is from RefSeq and is a predicted model, not a curated record. Lineage: Eukaryota; Metazoa; Arthropoda; Branchiopoda; Diplostraca; Daphniidae. Gene Ontology annotation, molecular function: mechanosensitive monoatomic ion channel activity. Gene Ontology annotation, cellular component: plasma membrane.
CAUGGGGAAAACCACCUCCAGAAGUAGACGUACAUCUACUCUUCGUCAUGGUAGCACUCCAACAGAUGAAGUCGAACUAGGCAUGAUGCCUGAUCUUUCUCAAGGUCUACCUAACGAAGAAGAAAUGUGGCAAAAAUGCAACAGAUCCGGUCUCUUCCCAUUACAAUGGGAGAAAAAGAAUGCUAAAAGCUGAGUUAAGGGUUGCACAAAAUCUCCGCGUUCACGGUUUGGAAUUGAUUCGAUUCCGAAAACGACAAAUCUGGCACAGAGUACAGUCUUUUGCGUUGCAGAUUUUAUCAUUUUUCUCUCUGAAACAAACAAUCCGUUCAAUUGAAGCCAACUUUGGCACAGGAGUCGGAUCAUAUUUCCUCCUUAUCAGAUGGCAGAUGCUGCUAAAUUUUUUCAUUACGUUUUUCGUGGUGACCUUGAUUCUUGUUCCAUGGGAAGUUGGGCAAACUUCGUGUACAAACCUAAAUUUCACCGUUCUGUCUCCAUCGCAGUCGGCAUUAGAUGGAUGCAGUCGAUCUUACAAUGUAUCUUCCUGCAAUGAUGAAUGUAUGGCUAGAAACGAUAGUUGCUGGCUUGAAUAUCGUGCAUCGGUCAUGACGACGAUAGCAAAUCAUUCUUCACAGCCAUUAUUAUUGAUCCAAGAUGCAGUGCAAGGCACUGGGUGGUUGGAGUAUACAGUAGCAUUUUACGGGUACUACCAACCGGCAUUCCUUCCGUGGGAUGAUCAAGUCUACAAUUUUGCGUUGGCUUAUGAGCUUGUUGUCUACUUCCUCCUACUCUUCAGUUUGACGUGCAUGGCCAAGUCGGUUGCCACUGGCUUCAAAGACAAUAUCGGACUUGGCAGGUCAUGGCUUCAUCAGUUCUCCGAUUUAGCUUUUACGUCAUGGGACUAUUGCAUCGACAGUUCCGAAGUUGCCCACCAAAAAAAGGCAAUUUUACAUGCUUUUCGGGUAGCUUUAGCUGAUAAGGAAUAUGCUACCGAGAAAGCAGAGAAAUAUGCGGAAAAAAUUAAUCUUUUCUUCCUAAGACUCUCAGUCAACCUUCUUGUUAUUGGAACCUUGAGUCUAGCUGGCUACAUCAUUUACUUGGUCACAGCAUUUUCAGAAAGAUAUCGGAGGAAUACUCAAGGAGAAACCGGCUCAUUUUCGAAUCCUGAAGAUUUCCAAAUCUUGAUGAUAGGAUUUUUACCGUCUAUUGUUAUAACUGCACUGAAUUUUUUAGUGCCCAUCCUCUUUCGGGCAGUUGUUCGAUUCGAGCGGUUCGGUGCUACUUUUGAAAUUAAAAUCACCCUAGUUAGAACUGUCUUGCUCAGACUGGCAUCUCUUUUGGUACUUGUUUUAACCCUAUACAGCAGCUUAGAAGAAGAACGAGGAUCCAACUGCAAUUCCGAUCAAGAUGCACCAUGCUGGGAGACAUAUGUCGGCCAGCAACUUUACAGGCUUUGCCUAUUUGACGUUUUCAUCACAAUCUUUAUUACGAUUCUGAUCGAGUUUCCUUUGGCACUAGUCUUCCGUCGUUCGGUGCCUCCCACAAGCCGUUGGACAUGCAUAACCAAACCCGAAUUCAAUCUAGUCGGAAGCACUCUCGAUAUGGUUUACAGUCAGUCAAUAUGCUGGUUGGGGAUGUUUUACUGCCCUGUCUUGCCAAUAAUUACCACUUUUAAAUGUUUCAUUGUUUUCUACGUCAAAUACUUCAGUCUGCUUUUCUAUUCAUUGCCCCCCUCUCGCAUUUAUGGUGCAUCAAGCUCCACGUCUCUUUUCAUGAAUGUCUUAUUGGUAUCUUUUAUUUCUUGCGUUCUUCCUUUGGGAUAUCACGUCACCUCGUUGCAGCCCUCAGUCUCUUGUGGACCUUAUCGUGGUUUCGGUACUGUUUGGUCCGCAAUAUCCAAUGAGGUUGAUGCAUUGUCGGAUACGUUAAAAAUUCUCUUCUUCUUCGGAUCGGCGGGGUUUUUCGUUCCUGCUAUUUUGAUUUUACUGGUCGCUCUCUAUUAUUAUCGCUCUAAAGCGGUAGCACAUCGUGCCGUAGUCGAGUCUCUUACUUCGCAACUGGUUCUCGAAGCUGAAGAUAAACAUUUUUUGAUUGCAAGGCUAUCUGCCGUUGGUAAACAGCAUGUACAAGUUUGAACAUUACGAACAUCGCAUCCUCUCUAAAGAAAAAAAACCCAGAUUUACUUGGU